Messenger RNA from Metopolophium dirhodum (rose-grain aphid), 1677 nucleotides. RefSeq lists its product as uncharacterized. Bases 283 to 1353 code for a protein of 356 amino acids. NCBI's taxonomy places the organism in Eukaryota, Metazoa, Arthropoda, Insecta, Hemiptera, Aphididae. The record is from RefSeq and is a predicted model, not a curated record. The transcript has 4 exons.
CGUACCACUGCAGUAUCGUGACCGAAACCACCGGUAGGUAGACGUGCGGUUGGUGUACCUUAAAUUUAUCGAUUUAUGAACGAUUUAAUUAAUUAUAAUUUAAUAUUGAAACAAAGUGAACUUCAUUAUAUUUGUCGAUAAGUAGCUAUUUACGUAUAUUGAUAGUGUUAAAUAAUUGUGUUUAAAGUAUUUAGUUCACUAUAAUAUAAGGUUUUAGCAAUCAUGACUUCGUUUCCCGGUGCUUGAUUGGUAUAAAUUGGAAGAUUCUUUAAAAAGGUCAUAAUGAUUUUUGGACCAAAACUGGUUAUCGGAUUUUUCCUAUGGGCGCUGGAAUACAAAGAAACCAAUGGUCACGGACGACUAAUUGAACCGCCCUCCAGGGCAUCCAUGUGGAGAUAUGGCUUCAAUUCACCUCCAAAUUACAAUGACAACGAGUUGUAUUGCGGCGGCUUCACGAGACAAUACCAGACGAACGGAGGCAAAUGCGGUAUAUGCGGCGACCCGUGGGACGCUCCACAGCCGAGACAACAUGAAGCUGGCGGAAAGUACGGCCAGGGAGUGAUCGUGCGCCGUUACAAAAUCGGACAGCCAGUAAUUGUGCGCGUCGAGCUGACAGCCAACCACCGUGGGUACUUCGAGUUCAGGCUGUGUCCGAACAAUGCACCCAAGCAAGUGGCCAGCCAGUCGUGUCUGGACAAGUAUAUUUUGCGGAGGGUUAAGACCAAGGACACCAUUGAAGCGUUCCACGAAACUCGAUUCUAUCCAGGCACCGAGAACAAGGUGUACGAAAUGAGGUACCAGCUCCCCGAUGGGUUGACGUGUAGUCAGUGCGUUUUGCAGUGGAAGUACAUUGCGGGCAACAAUUGGGGCGAGUGUGGUAACGGCACCAGUGCGGUGGGCUGUGGGGCGCAAGAGGAGUUCCGGGCAUGUGCUGACAUAUCGGUGUCAGACAGAGAUGGCACAGUCGAUACGUCACCAUACCCAACACCGAUAACAGUGACACCGUCUACUACCAGUGUCACUGAGUCUGUGGACACCAACGAAAUACCAGACACGAUUGAACAUCAUAAGCCACAAUCUACAGGAUUCAGCUUGGCCAUAUUUAUCAUAUCUAUUAUAUUAUUGUCAUUGGGCUUUAUUUUGAUGGUAUUCAUGUUUGUGUAUUGGUACUUCUAUCAUGCUGGAGACACAAUAAAAUCAUGGUGGAGAAGAAUGGCUGAAUCAUCUUAUUCUUGUAUGCGAAAAAGUGCCAAUGAAGAAAAGAAAACAAGCAAAAAUGAACAGCCUGUACCACCGCCUAGGGUUAAGAAGACCACAAUAGGCUUCAAAGGUGUACCCGACAAUCUAGUAUAAGAGUAUUCAAUUAUAAGUCAUAAUUUAUAAGCUGUAAAGAAAACUUUUAUUAUUAUUUUUUUACAUUUUACAAAUUAGUGAUUACUCUUAAAUUAAAGUGAUAGUUUAUAAAUUUACUUAAUAAAAAUCUGUAUAUAUAUUUAAUAUAUUAUGAUAUAACUAAGAGUAUAUGUGUCAAAAAAAGACAUGGUUAUUAUUUUUUUUUUUUUUAAACUUGAUUUUAUUUAUAAAACUAUUAAUAUAGUGAUUUAAAAAGUAGAUGUUCAUAAUAAUUGGCUAGAGAAGGUGUUAAGAUUGUAAUGAUUAUUUUAUAAAUGCAUCCGA